Symbiodinium sp. CCMP2456 is the source of this 3387-nucleotide messenger RNA. The record is from the annotation of a GenBank genome assembly. Lineage: Eukaryota; Dinophyceae; Suessiales; Symbiodiniaceae.
AUGCACCUCAGCGAGUCGGACAUCCACACUUUCCAGAAUGCUUUCCUGCAGCCCAAGGAUUGGGGUGCGGGCGAGCGACCGUACUCCCAUGCCGCGCAGCUGUCCAAGCAAUCUGCGAGGCUGCAUGCAGACUUCGAGCGGCUGCAGAUCCUGGCCGCCAGAGUUUUCGUGGCUUUGCAGGGUCUCAACGGCUGUGCGGGUUCUCCGAGCUUGCGGCAGGCAUCACACCGCUGCCGUGGGUCUGCCCGGCGUCUGGAGAUGGCAGUCGCGGCGGUGCGCAAGUCGGUGCAGCCGGAAGAUUCAGGUGACCUUGAAGAGGUCUGGACGGGCCUUGGGAGCUUCCUGACAAUUCGCCGAUGGCAGCACUGGGCUGCCGCUGCUGCGGCGGCAAACGUCACCCGUGGCGCUCGCAGCAUCACCUUGGUAUUCGCUGCGGCCUUGGAGAUUUGUCACGGCCUGGCCCGUCGCCUGGAGCUUUUCAGGUGGCACUUGUCUUACUUCUUGGUGGCCCAGCUGUUGCCAGACAUGCCUGUGGAGGUGCAAUUCCACGACUAUUGCUGUAGUAGUGGCGAAGUGAUUGCGAGCAUUGUGCAGCAAAGCGGUUUUACCAGCGACAACAUCACAUUGGCAGAGGUUGGGGUUGAGACCGGCGAGACCUCGGCUGAAUUGCUAGCGCUUCUGCCGGAGCGAGUGCGGCUGGUCGGAGUAGAUCCCUUCAAUUACCAGGUCGCCGCUUCGCAGCUGACGGGCCUUGAGAAGGAGCAGAGAGAGUUGCUAUCCUUGCGCUACAAGCAGUGGUGGUUGCGAGGUAUCGAGGCUGCAGCUGAGGCAGUUUACGGCGCCGCCCCUGAACGGGCUGAGCUGCGAAAGACAACUUCUGCCGAGGCGGGCGAGCGCUUCAUCGAGGGUGCAGACCUGGUCUUUCUGGAUGCCGACCACUCUUCGGUCGCAGUGGCUCGAGACAUCGAAGUCUGGUUGAGGGUGUUGGCAGCUAGACCUGGUGUGGGCCGACGUGUACUGGCAGGGCACGACUUCACUCUCAUGUUUCCGGGUGUGCUGAAAAACGUGCUGAACCUGGCUGCCGAGCUUCGCGCGGGCCAUGGUCACCUCCACGGCUCAGGAGUAUUGAAUCUAGCCACGAACAGCGUGGCUUACUUCGAAUGGACCUCGAUAGCCUACAUGCGGGCACUCCUGCCAGAGGGAGGCCUUCGUCUGGAAGAGGACAUGCACGUGCAGGUCUACAAUGUCUUGACGCAGGUGACACCUUACGCCUUCAACGCAGCUUCCAAGAUCUGGGAAGCUUUUAGCCGAGAGCCCUCUUUGCUUCCCCCGGUGGAUUCCAAAGGAAGAAUCUACCAAGAACGCUAUGAGAUGCUGUACCAUCGGCUCUUUCUCAACUUGAACGAGAAUCUUCAGCCUUCGUUGGUGCCGGAAGCAAAGGCCGUGCAAGGGAUCUUUCCCGGCCAGCGGGUGCUCACAACAGUGGCGUCGCUAGUUGGAAACCCUGGGCGGAAGCUCGCCUUUGGGCUGCUGCGCAGACUUGACGAUGAGUUGCAGGGCAGAUGGGUCAUUGAAGAUCUGCACAAGGUCAUGCCAGUGGAGCUGGUUGUGCAAACGUCUGGCCAUUUUGUGACCGACGCUUCCUUUAUUCUUGCCGAGGGCGAGGUGAUAAAUGGCAUCUUUCGCAUCGACGGCUUGCUCCAAGUCGAAGCAAUAACCCGGAAGGCAAGCCUCAGCGAGGAGGUGCCACGACAGAUCUUUGGUGGCAACCUCACCGAAGACCAGUUGAAGAAGCUAGAGAAGCACUACGAGCCUGCCUACCCUGACGGCAUGUUCGUGGUGCUGUCAGAGGUUCAUUUGGAUAGUGCGCAGGUUUUGGAUGACCUGGAAGUCGUUUUUCAAGGCUAUGAGGAAGCUGGUCCGCCAAGUGCCUACAUCUUCAUGGGCAACUUCAGCUCUCGAGCCUUCGUUCCAACAGCUGAGGGCGUCCGAAGCUAUCGUGAAGGCUUCGAGCGGCUGAAAUUCAUGAUGCGUCGGCUUGAAGCCCACGUGACGCACGGCACCAGCUUCGUUUUCGUUCCUGGGCCGAAGGAUCCAGGCGCACAAACCUUGCCAAGGGCGCCUCUCCCCCACUACUUGAUGUCAGACUUGGCCAAGGAGAUUCCCGGUGUUGUGCAGGCACCGAUCUUGCUGCCAGUGGAGUGGGGCAUUUGGGUCAGCCGAUACUGCAUCAUCGAGCCAGCCAGUUCCAGCUUGCAUGCUGACCUUAUGAUCCACUUCUACAAGAAGGAGCCAGGUCCCAGUCAGACGCCCGUGGCCAUGCAGCUAUUCACAUCAGUGGAGAUCGAGCCGAAUCUUGGCAUGAGUCCGUGUUUGGUGGCACUGCGUCUGGGCAGAAAGGAAGUGGCCUGGCUGCGGCUUCCGACGCAGUACGCUCUCGAUGCGCUCAAGACACUGUUGCGGGAAGCGCGGGCAUUUCGUUGUGCCAUGCCAAAGGGCCGGCUUGAGGCGUGCCGGGAGCAGCUCCUGAGCGAGAAGGAGACCGAGCUGACUCAGCGUGAGGCUCGUUUAUGCGAACGUGAACGUGCCUUCGCCAAGAAGGAGCAAGUGCGCACACCCUCAGCUGCGGCUUCCAGUGAAGACGAGGAGGAAGUUCCCUUUGGGUCCUCCGUGGUCAUGGACUGGCCGUUGUCCCGAUCAGAGAAGCAGCUCCGCUUAGUCACUGUUCUGGAGCGGGAGCGCAUAGCAGCGGUAGCUUGCGAGCGCAACCGGGCGAAGAGGCAGCUGAAGGGGAGACCGCGAAAGAUCACUGGGAAGAAUCACGAAUGGGUGCGAAGUGAGAGUUGCUCCCCGAGAAGCCAGCUGAUAGCCGAUAGCUGCCAGAAUUUUCUUGUCGGCAAGAUGCGAGUGCCUUCUUUGACUCGGGCGGAGUCGAAGUUCAGCAUUAGACAGCGCUCCCUGACUCUUGACAUCUCUUGGCAGUGCUCCGAGGUCAGGCACUACAGCCGUGAGAUGGUUUUCUUCCGCCACGAUGUCCUACGCCUGCUUCGUCGACACGAGGCCGUUCCUCUGCCUUCAUCGGAGUCGCAGGUGCAAGGUUUCGACGAUCUGCGCUACACACAGGCUGCACGAUUUAUCUUGGAUCAGGCGCACCUUGUCCCCCUGCCACUGGAAGAAAGCAACAUCCUGUGGGAGUACGACCACACGCUUCGGCUCUAUCCGCUGCCUCAUGCGGUGUUCAUUGGAGGUUCGACACCUCCUUUCGAGUGCAGCUACAAGGAAUGCAAGUUUACAAGUGUGGGUCUGUUCAGCACGGCGACCUUCUACGCCUACCACCCGGUCAAGGACGAUCUGCAGAUAUGCGAUGUGCCAGACCGGGCAGGUUGA